AUGGCGCCGGCGCCUAUCAGUUGGCCCCCAUCGAAAUACUGGGAUGGUGAUGAUGGCCCUUGGUCCUCGUUCGCCUUGCGACUUGGGAGCCCCGAGCAGAUUGUCCGUGUCCUGCCAUCGACCGCGGGCCAGGCGACGUGGGUUGUAAGCCCUCAAGGAUGUCCACCUGACUGGAAUUUAGCCUAUUCAUCCUGUAAUGCAUCUCGCGGCGGUCUAUUCGAUUCAACACAGUCGAGCUCCUGGCAAGUCUUAGGUAACUAUUCUCUAGGACUCGAACUAAACCUUGGAUAUGAUGUGAGCGCUCCAUACGGGCUCGACAUGAUAGCGUUGGGGCUCGACAAUUCUAUCGGUGGACCCACACUGAACUCACAGGUCAUCUCAGCUCUUGCGACCGAAGACUUUCAAAUGGGUGUCUUCGGUUUGGGUCACCAAGGGACAAAUAUUAGCAGUUUGAGCGAGCCACAUCCGACUUUCUUAACGGCAAUGCACAAUGAGAGCUUGAUUCCAAGCCUAUCGUGGGCAUAUACUGCGGGGGCACAAUAUCGAUAUGUACUUGGAAGCUUGACGUUUGGCGGCUACGAUCGUUCACGAUUUGUCCCCAAUAAUGUCCCUCUUUUCCUCGCCGCCGAUAUCUCGCGUGAUCUCGUGGUUGGACUACAGUCGAUAUCUUCAACGAGUAUGAAUGAUCUCACUUUUGAUCAACAGUCGUUACUACCGAACCCAAUCUUGACUUUUAUUGACUCAACCCUACCACAUAUAUACCUCCCCAUCGAAGCAUGUCAAGAAUUUGAAAAGACACUCGGGCUAGCAUGGAAUAGUACAGCGGAAAUGUAUUUGGUGAAUGAUACUCUCCACCAGAGUCUGUUAUCAAAAAACCUCAGUUUCAGUUUCACAAUCGGAGAUGCCAUAGCUGGCGACCAUACAUUACAGAUUACCUUGCCAUAUGCAAGCUUCGACCUAGAGGUGGAUUAUCCUGCCGAUUUAGAUACCCUUCGAUAUUUUCCCUUAAAAAGGGCUGUCAACGAGUCCCAGUUUACUCUAGGUCGAACCUUUCUACAGGAAGCAUGCAUCAUCGUCGACUAUGAGCGCUCCAACUUCUCUGUUUCGCAAUGUCGAUUUGAAGAUGGUAUUCCUGCAGACUUAGUUGCCAUUCCGUCAGCCACUGAAACACCCAGUCACCUACGUCGCAAUGUCGCCAUAGGGACCAGCGUUGGAACAGCUUUGUUUCUUCUACUAGCUACCCUUGCAGCUAUCUUCGCCAUCCGAAGAUGGCGACAAAAAGCGAACACCCGACCUAGUAGCGAAGCCACACAGCUCCGUACGCUCUUCCAGGAGCCGAGAGAGCCCAUCGUUAGUUUUGCGCAGGAAAUCGGUCACAACAGCACAGAUGAGCCAAUUCGGGAGCUCCCUGAUAGCGCGCAAGCCAGAGUGGAAUUGCUGAACGAGCAGGCUCCCUCGGGAUCAGGCAAUGAGAUCCCCGAGAUGCCGGAGGCUCUUCCGACCGUUCCCCACGAAUUGAGAAUCAACCGGAGCUCACAUGUCAUGGUACAGACGCGCAACGCUAACAAUUACCUAAUCUUCGCCUCGACGAAAUCCGCGAGGAAAAGUUGGCCAAGCUUUGCGUCAUCUGAUGGCGCACUCUGCAAUGAAACCGUGAUAUCUGCCUCGGCUCUGCGAAAGGAGAUUGAAAUGGAUAGAGCUUCAAUCGCCACUUCAAAUCUAAAGGCAGAAAUAUAUUCCUUAUAUAUACGAAAGCCGUUCGAUCUGAAUAGGUCGUUGCCACCAACUCCAAUUUCGGAGAGCCCGCAGGUAUCGCCCGUUCUGGCAGAAUCAACCGACGAUCUUCCCUCUGCCAACGCCCACGGCACUGUAUCUGCUUUUGUGUCUCCAGAAAUGCCUGUCAUGACCUAUCCGGCGACAGCCUUUAAAACCAGCGUCUUCCUGUGA
This is a messenger RNA of Letharia columbiana, 1947 nucleotides long. RefSeq lists its product as uncharacterized. Gene Ontology annotation, biological process: proteolysis. The record is from RefSeq and is a predicted model, not a curated record. Gene Ontology annotation, molecular function: aspartic-type endopeptidase activity. The transcript is spliced from 4 exons. NCBI's taxonomy places the organism in Eukaryota, Fungi, Ascomycota, Lecanoromycetes, Lecanorales, Parmeliaceae. Gene Ontology annotation, cellular component: fungal-type vacuole. The coding region runs from base 1 to 1947 and encodes 648 amino acids.